UCCAUUCGGAAACACAUCCAGUUUAAUGGCCGUUACCACCGCGUGCCAAACGAGCUUUUGGAACCGGUGGAGGGAACCGUGGCGAAGGAUCCACACCAUCGGGCGGCCGGGCGGCUACUUCUUGCAGUCCUCACGUUCAUUUCCAAACGGUGUUCCGAGAGAUUUAAAGUGAAAGACACCGAAGGCGGCUGGUCAGUGUUUAGUGAGAGGUUCGACUGUCAGUGCAGCGGGAACAUGGCGGCCAGGAUCAGGCCAGUUAUUGCACUAGCGAUCGUCCAAUGUUUUAUUGGUCAUGUUUACGGCGCGCAGUAUUUGGGGAAGCUGAUUGGAAAACUGUCGGAACUGCAUCAUGGAGUUUCGGGGGAGGUUUAUGCGGUUGAUGGAAGGACCCUUCACAUCAAGGAUUUUACCUACGACGGACAAGGACCAGCUGCAUACUUUUAUGCGAGUGCAGGAAAGAGUGCCAACAGUGCAGGGUUCAGAUUGAGGGACGAAAACGGUAAUGGUGAAGUAAUCAGGAGGUACAGGAAGGAAGGUGUCACAUUGACACUGCCUGAAGGAAAGACUUUAAGGGACAUCAAAAUCUUCUACGUCUGGUGCGAAGAAUUCGACGUCAACUUCGGCGACGUGAAAAUCACCAGGAGCCUCGAUUUCCCACGUCCGCAGAAAAUCGACGCCCUGAAAGGCGUCCACGGUAUAUCGUCCGACAACAUCGUGCUGGUGGACGCGCAAACUUUGCUAAUACCGAACUUAUCGUACGACGGAGAGGCCCCAGAUGCGAAGUUCUGGGUUGGCAGAGGACCGAAACCGUCGCCCCAGGGCAUCCGAGUACCGGACGAAAACGGCAAGGAAGUCCCACUCAGGAGGUACGACAGGAAAACCGUGGUGCUGACAUUACCCGGCGAUUUGACCGUCUUCGACAUCGGCCACUUCGGUAUCUGGUGCGAAGCAUUCACCGUGGACUUUGGACACAUUCAAAUACCUCAAGGAUUGAACAUCCCACCUUCUCUAAAAAUGCUCGGAGUCAGUCCGCAGUCCAAACUGAAUUGUGAAGUGCUCAACGACAACUUAGCCUUCGAAGUACGUUGGGCAGUGGCUGGAGAGAGUAUUGUUUUGCAAUUGGUUGCUAAAUUAGAUAAAGGAGAAUACGUGUCGUUCGGUGUGUCAGGCGACGAUGAAACGAGCCAAAUGAUUGGAGGAGACGUGGUGGUAGCCUGGGUGGAUCAAAACACACUUAAAGGAUACGCCGAAGAUUAUUACCUUGCUGACAAGUCCCAAUGCUCCGGACCGACUGGAUCUUGCCCGGAUACAAGAUUAAAAGAUAACACCAACAACAUCCGUCUGCUCAACGCAGCCAUGGUAAAUGGAUACUCAAUCGUCACAUACCAACGUCCUCUGAAGGCCAACGACGAGUUCGACAAGCCCAUCUACACGAACCGCUCCCAACCCAUCAUCUGGGCCAUCGGACCACUCAAUCAAAGAAACGAGGUCUCGUUCCACAGCAGCUACACCAAAGGGGACAAAUUCUUAGAUUUCGGACGUACAGCCAAGUGGAACUGCCCGAUGCCCGAAAGUGAUCAACCAUCAAUGAAGGCCAUGCCCGUCCAGACUCAAAAGAUCAUCGAGGAAGCACAAGAAGUACCGGAAGAAGUAGAACCGGUUCCAGUUCCUGUAACUCAAGCCCCAAGACGAGGUGGGGACCGCAGAAGGGGCGGAAACCGUGGCAACCAACAAGCCGACUCUGAGAAGAGUGCCACAAAACCAAGGCAACAGACUACCAGAGGUGCCACCCGAGGAGGUCAAAGAGGAAGUGUAAACUCUCCAAAAGCUGUACCAACUCCAGCACCUGUAUCUAAGCGCAACGCUUGGCUAAUUCCUCCAAUAAAAUGCUACGAGCCCGAAGAUGGAGUGUUUUAUGCACAAAUGGGUCCAACUGGCGGUAAACGUGGAUACCCAGCAAUAACUGGACAUGUCGGCUGGGGUAUUUCGUGGUAUAUUAAUGGACUCCUUAUUCCCGAAAUCAAUGUUGUGAGAGGCAAGCAAUACACCUUUGUGGUGGAAGGCGGAAAUGAUCCGGAAGUACCAGCUAAAUAUCAUCCAUUCUAUAUCACUGACGAUCCAGUCGGAGGAUACGAAUACAAGACCCCAGAAGAAAAACAGAACGUAAGAAUUUUCGCUGGCGCUAAACAAGGCAAGGAUGGAGCCUUUGUACCAACUGGCACUGGUCGUCUUUGUCACUGGACUCAACAAGGAGAUCUGGAAGCUGAUGAUUUUGACUCCUUUGGAGGAUACCAACGUACCUUAGAGUUGAAAUGUGACCAAGGAGAACCUGGCGUAAUUCAAUGGACCCCCGACAAGAAUACUCCGGAUACUGUAUAUUAUCAGUGCUUUACCCACCGUUAUUUGGGCUGGAAAAUAAACGUGUUGGAUUCUUGCGAUGAAGAACCAGCAGCAAGUGAAAUAAGACCAAUAAAUGUGCCCGCGCCACUUAAUCUCCAAGAACAGUACGUUCCAGAUCUUGAAGAUAGUCCUUCCAUUCGGAUAGAAACUAGGGUAAAGCCAAAUAAUAUACAAAUGAAAGACGACAAAGAAGAUAAAACAUCUCUCCAAACAUUUUCAGAACUGAAUACCAAACCCAAAUUUCCCGAUCAAGGGAGAUACCAAGAACGACCAAUCCAAAUGAUCCUAAUCAAAUCACAGCAAGGCUACUUCGAUCCAUCCAUUUCUGGUCAAGAGAAACAUCCAUUUGCUUUUGAAAACCCAUACAAAAGACACUCUGACUUCCGACCAAGCCCCAUCAUGGACUUUUCUCUGACCAAAGACCAUAUACCCGCCAGGCCUUCGACAACGACUACCACAACCACUACAACCACCACAACUGAAAAACCAACAGUUACUAACCCAAAUCCUAACCCUAACUCAAAAAUUAUUUCUAUUCCAGCCAAGAAUGAAGUAUUUCUAUCGCCUCCUGGUAAAUUACCACCCCCAAUGUUUCAUAAUAAUGGAAAUAGAAGGCCACAAAGGCCCUAUUUCCAAAAUUUACCCAUAAAACAGCCAGCUCGUGCUCCUAAUACACCAGUAUUACAUGUAUUGCCGCCUGUGAAUAUGAAAAUGCCUUUGCAAAGACACGUAGCUAAACCAUCUCUGAAUGCCAGACCUCCAAUGUUCAGCAAUAUAAAAUCUAUGUUCAUUAAUGCCAUGGGUCAUAUCAAGAGACUACCAAGCAUUGGGUUGCCCAAACCUCAAAUCGUUGCCAUUCUUCCGCCUAUUAACCAAGCCCAAUUCCAACAAAAACAAAUACAACAAGCACAACAAGCUCAAAAUAUUCAGCAAGUACAACAGACAACACAAUCACAAAAUGUACCACAAGUACAAAACGCACAGCAAAUACCACAAGCAGAAAGAGUACAAAUGCCACAAACACAAAGAGUACAAAUGCCACAAACUCACAAAGCUCAGCUGAUGGCUCAAUUACAACAAUUUCAAAAUCAAGUUCAAAAGUCACAAAGUGUUGUUACACCGAAAACAGUUCCAGCAAGCGAAAUCAUGAAAGUUGAAAUUUCUCCGCAGCAACCGUCCACGGAGAAAGACCCAGAAACUCAAACCUCUUCGGCAUUAUUAUCCGUAUCAGAAAUUAAACAAAUUCCUGCCGCUCGCAACACAGGCUUUCAACCAUCAUCUGUCAAAAUCGAAAAGGGAUUCAAGCCCAUAAUUACGAAGGAAAUUCGUGAUAGAAUUUCCCAGGAUGAACCUGAGCUAAACUAUGAAAGUGAAAUAGGAGUAAUAAAUAUGGGAGGCAACAACAGACCUAAACCAAUCCAAUCUUUUGAACCUGUCUUCAUACCGUCCCCUUCUGACAAAUUCAAAUUCCAUAAAAGGCAUUAUCCUAAGAAAAGUGUACUUAAAAUUAUUUACAAAAGACCCCGCAGCCUGGAGGAAACUGAAGAGAAACCAUCAAAUAAAGAAGAAGGAGACGAAGAUGUUUCCGACGACUUAGAACCAAUUGCCGAAGCCGCAGAGAGGGUCGACACGUUUUUGAGUUAUUUACCCCCUCUCACGCAAACUGACAAGCCUAUUGAUGUAAUAAGACAACCAUCCAAUAUUGACAUCGAAAGUCCAGGAGACUUGGACAUAGAUUCGCCUCCAGACGUAGUGGUAACGUACGACGGAAAAAGAGUAUCAGGCCAAAGCCUAACGGCAAAAGUGGAAACGAGAACCAACAUCUACGACAUGAGGGCUUCCAAAGCUGCAGAACUUAUAAAGGCUCACCCACAAUCUGUACCGUACAAAGGCGAACUGCCACCCUUAAGUCCACAAUUUAUCAACGGCAACGCACCCCAAUUACAAGCCCGCGGUGUCAUCAGCCGAGACUUGGACGUCCCAAUAUCACCAAGUGGUUCCACAAAAUUAACGAGAGUCUCUCAGUUACACGAGGAGGACAAAGACGAAGCAAAAAGGAGGCGAAAGAGGGCCGCACAUCACACGCCGGAACACACUUUGCAACAAGAAAUGGAAAGGAAUAGUACACAACCAAAAAGUUCAUCUAACAUGUUGACUGGGUCGUGGUUGAAUCGGAUAAGCAUUGUUGUGGUUACAUUCUUCCUAUUGUAUUUAUAAUUUUCGUUGUAUUUUUAGGUAAUGUUAAGUUUUUUUUUUAAUUUUAUAGGUAAAUUCGUUAUUUUGUAAAUAAACGAUAGUAAGAUGUC
Aethina tumida (small hive beetle) is the source of this 4706-nucleotide messenger RNA. RefSeq names its product protein Skeletor, isoforms D/E-like (gene Skeletor). Bases 235 to 4617 code for a protein of 1460 amino acids. The record is from RefSeq and is a predicted model, not a curated record. The transcript is spliced from 13 exons. Lineage: Eukaryota; Metazoa; Arthropoda; Insecta; Coleoptera; Nitidulidae.